This is a messenger RNA of Hevea brasiliensis (rubber tree), 1539 nucleotides long. RefSeq names its product GDSL esterase/lipase At5g14450. Gene Ontology annotation, molecular function: hydrolase activity, acting on ester bonds. The transcript is spliced from 6 exons. The record is from RefSeq and is a predicted model, not a curated record. The coding region runs from base 251 to 1444 and encodes 397 amino acids. Lineage: Eukaryota; Viridiplantae; Streptophyta; Magnoliopsida; Malpighiales; Euphorbiaceae.
AUUCAGCUGUCAACCCAGAAUCAGAUACCUGCAAUAGCAACAAAUCUAAAUUUUCAUUAUUCUAAUGUCCACUUGUGCAUUGCAGAAUAUAAAAAUAAAUUACUCUGUAUAAAUAAGGGUAACGUAGAAUUUUGAAAUUAAACUUGUCCUCACACGGGAUGGCGUAGUCAAAUAUCUUCUUUCAAAAUAAUACUCCUGUAUUGAAGUUGGGGUAGCUUUCCUUGUUCAAAUUAAGCAACGCGGGGCCUCCAUGAACUCUACAGGACUUGCUAGUAUCAGUGAUAGAUGGAAGAGUCGCUGGGGAAUAACCAGGAUUGUUGCCAUAUCAUUGGUGAUUGGAGUUGUACUCGUUUCUUAUUCAUUGCCUGUCUUCUUUCCAUCAAGGGCUUGUCAGGUUCCAGCAAUUUACAACUUUGGAGAUUCAAACUCUGAUACAGGCAGUAGCUCAGCAACCUUCGGACGUCUUCCUUCUCCCUAUGGUGAGACUUUCUUCGGCAAACCUUCUGGCCGCUGUUCUGAUGGGCGUCUAGUCAUUGAUUUUAUAGCUGAGGAAUUAGGACUACCAUACCUGAGUGCAUAUCUUGAUUCCAUGGAUUCAGAUUUCAAACAUGGAUCAAAUUUUGCUGUUAGUGGAUCCACCAUUCAACCCGCGGAUGGAAAAUUGUUUGGUGCAGGUUUUAACCCCUUAUCUCUCAGUAUACAGCUUUCACAGUUUCAACAGUUUAGAGACCGCACCAUUGAGUUAUACAAACAAGAUAGAAAACUGUGGAGAGAAAGCCGCCUUCCAGGGCCAGAGGACUUCUCCAAGGCACUUUAUACUUUGGAUUGUGGGCAGAAUGAUCUUCAUUUUGGGCUUAUAUCUAUGAUAGAUGAGGAGAAAGUAGUGGCAUCCAUUCCCAGUCUAAUCAAUCAGUUUGCUAUAGCCAUAGAGAAACUCUACCAAGAAGGAGCAAGAACAUUUUGGAUACAUAAUACUGGUCCUAUUGGCUGCUUGCCCUUUCCUGUCAUAAAGCAUCCCCCAAAGCCUGGAAAUGCAGACCAAAUUGGCUGUGUGAAGUCUUAUAAUGAUGUGGCUCAAGAAUUCAACAAGCAGCUUAAGGAAAAGGUUUCCAAAGUAAGGACUCAACUCUUGGAUGCAGUGCUUAUUCUUGUUGAUAUCUACUCGGCUAAAUAUUCUCUCAUUAGCAAAGCAAACAAAUAUGGUUUUGAUAAUCCCUUGGGUUACUGUUGUGGGCACCAUGAGGAUCAUAUAGUCGAAUGUGGGAAGACAAUAGAAUUAGCGAAUGGAACUAAUGUUUAUGGAGGUUCUUGCAGUGAUCCUUCAAAAUACAUUAGCUGGGAUGGCAUACAUUAUACUGAAGCAGCAAAUCAAUGGGUAGCUAACCGCAUCAUAGAUGGCUCACUUUCAGAUCCUCCAACACCCGUCGUCAAAGCAUGUAGCUAGCCUUUUUUUUUUACACUGUUUGGCUAAAAUUGUCCCUGUACAAUGAUGCUGAUAGAGCCUCUUCAAAAGAUGAAUAAAACAAUGAUUUGUUCUCA